Lotus japonicus is the source of this 2305-nucleotide messenger RNA. RefSeq lists its product as uncharacterized. Lineage: Eukaryota; Viridiplantae; Streptophyta; Magnoliopsida; Fabales; Fabaceae. The record is from RefSeq and is a predicted model, not a curated record. The transcript is spliced from 2 exons. The coding region runs from base 486 to 2063 and encodes 525 amino acids.
GAUUUCUCCUCCAAAUACACUCAACUUGAUAUAGAGAGAGAGAGAGAGAGUGAGAAGAGAGAAAUCAACGCUCUCUAACUCUCUUCUUAUUUUCUAUUCUCUCUUGCGUUUGUUCAUGCCAUCAUUAGCAACAAAGGUAACACAAACACAACUCUUCAAGCUUUGAUAUUUUUCUUCUUCCAAACUCAACUACCAAAGAAGCUAGUAGUAACCAACCAUAUCUUUACUUUGCUUUGCUUUGCUUCACUACUCAUUCUCUUCACCACUCUUCUUUCCCCUGUUUUUCUGCCUUAGAUCUUGCACUUAGCUUCCAAUUUCGUUCAAACUCAUUGCAACUUUCACUUUUUCUCUCUGAAAUCACUGCAACAAGUGAUGUGAUGCAAUUUUCUCGUGGAAUUCAGGAUUAACCGAUCUGGGUUCGUGACAACUUUUCUUCUUUUUCAUUCUUCCUCUGUGAUCCUCUGUUCCCGGUUUUCUUGAAUUCAAUGGAAGAAGAACAAGAAUUCAAGCAUGUUUGCAAGUUCUGCAGCAAGAGCUUCCCCUGUGGUAGAUCCUUGGGGGGUCACAUGAGGUCUCAUGUCACCAACUUGUCUUCUAAGACAGAGGAGAAAGGAAAGAAGGUUUUGUCUCAGAACAAUGGUGGAGAUUGCAACACUGGUUAUGGUCUCAGGGAGAAUCCAAAGAAGACUUGGAGAUUUGCAGAUUCAAGUGAAGAAGACACUUCAAUUAUGGUGAUCACUGACAAGUUCUGCAAGGAGUGUGGCAAAGGUUUCCAAUCUUGGAAGGCCUUGUUUGGCCACAUGAAAUCCCACUUUGAGAAACAAAGAGUAGUUUCAAAUUCUACUAGCUUGGAGGAUCAAGAUUCAUGGACUAAUAGUAAUAAUGCUAUUGCUAAUGCUACUACCACCCAGAAGUUGAUCAUGGAUUCUCAAUCUGACAAUGAAAUCACUGCUCCAAAACGAAAGAGAAGGUCAGAGAGAAGAACAAGGUACACAGGUUCUGCUUCUGCUGCUGCAACUUCUUCUGUUUCCUUUGCCAAUCCUGGUUCUUCUUCUAUUUCUGAUGUUGAACAUGAGCAAGAAGAGGUUGCUAUGAGCUUGAUGAUGCUUAGUAAAGAUUUGAGUCCUUGGAGUGGUCUUCAUUCUCGUGCUGAAUCCUCUGACAACAACUCUGCUAACUUCGAAGCUCCUCGAUCCUCGGUUCGAACUAAUCUAGUUACUAGAAUUGAAGGAAACAAGAAGUGGGAGUUUGCGAAUUCAAUUCCUGCAAAUUUCAAGUCUAAAGGGAAAAGUUCAGAGCUUUUGUCCACUGAGUCUCCUGAAAAUGAGUUCAAAAUGAAGAGAAGUGGAGUUUCCCUUAAAGAGUUCAUCAAGAAUGGAAAAUCUAACAGCAAGUCUGAGCUUGAUUUUGAAGGUGAACAGGGGAAAAACAGAGUCAAUGGAACAGAGUCAGUUUUAUCAAAAUACAGUUCAAUCAAGACCAAGUUUCUGGAUGCUGAAUUGGAGUCAAAUUCCUUGAAGAAUCGUGUGAAAAGGCCUUUGGAAUGUGAAUUCAGCAAGAACUCUCAUAAGAGAGGCAAGUUUGAGUGUACUACUUGCAACAAAAUCUUCCACUCCUACCAAGCUCUUGGUGGCCACAGAGCUAGUCACAAGAAGAACAACAAAGGGUGCUUUGCUUCAAAAAAUGAGAGCAGUGAAAACAGCAUUGAAACUGAGCCAAAAACUGAAAUCAAGCUCAAGAAGAGCAGUGGAAAUGAACAUGUUGAACAUGAACUUGGUGCUGGUCUUAGCAAUGAGGUAGAAAGAGUGAAAGAGUCCAAGAAGAACAAAGGUCAUGAGUGUCCAAUUUGCCUUAAGGUUUUCCAAUCUGGACAAGCCUUAGGUGGCCAUAAGAGAUCUCAUUUGUCUGGUAAGUCUGAGAUUAGAAACUUUCAACCACUUGCUGUAGUUCAAAAACCAGUGCCAGAAAUAAGGGACUUCCUUGAUCUUAAUCUUCCAGCUUCUACAGAGGAAGAAAGCACUAGUUAUGCUGAUUCUAGCAGGCCCUGGUGGGUAGUAGACUAGAAGGCAACCAUAGUAGUUCUGCAGUUCAUAGUGUUCUCCUUCAGUAGUUCAACUUCAGAGUGAAGAUUCAGCAGGUGUUCGAAAAUACUUCUACAAUUAAUUCUGCAGUCAAUUAUCGGAAAAAAACUUCUUUGAGCAGCUUCCGUGUGUCGGAGUUAAUUCUGGUGAAAGAGAAGUCAAUUCAAACAUGCUAUCAAACUGUAUAGAAAUAUUUCUGCAUUUAUUCCAUUGAUUCUUUACAA